AUGCCUAAUUUUUAUCAAGGAACAGGCCUUCAAUUUGAGUUGAGUACUAAUAAUGAUAAAGAUAUCGAAGGCGAUGGAUUAUUAUGGACCUGUAAAAUGAUUCUGCCUUCCGUUGAAAGUUUGCCGGCAGCAAUACGUUUUUUCUUUAAUGGGGUAAAGUUGUGUUCUUUGUACUUGAGAAAAGCCAGAUUUUGUGAAAAAACUGAAUCUAGUAACAAAUCAGUUGACUGUUUCUGUUCUAAUGAAUCCAAUACUACAUUCUAUCUGAAUAUCACAUUGGGUCACCACCAUACUGGUAAUUGGUCAUGUGGUGACAUCAAUAAAGAUGGUGCCGUCAGUUCCGCUAUAUAUCUAACUGUUAAAAAUCGUCAGCCAUUCAUUAUAUCACCCAAUGGCGGUCACACACCAACUGGUACAGAAUCAUCAACAUGGAGAGUAGAAUCUACGUCUACAACAGCUCCAACGUUGUCAUCAACACAAGUUACCCAGUCCCCAGUUCCACCAUCACCAUCAUAUAACUAUUAUAUUUAUACAGGGGUUAUAAUUGGCUGA
This is a messenger RNA of Lottia gigantea (owl limpet), 552 nucleotides long. RefSeq lists its product as hypothetical. The record is from RefSeq and is a predicted model, not a curated record. Bases 1 to 552 code for a protein of 183 amino acids. Lineage: Eukaryota; Metazoa; Mollusca; Gastropoda; Lottiidae. The transcript has 3 exons.